AUGGCGGAGGAAAAUGGACGCAUUUCAUAUACGAUUUGGACUUCAUGGCAUAAGAUCAAUGGAGAGAAGGUCGGCGGUCCUUCCCCGGUUGAGUUAAAUGCCAGUGAUGAUGGCGAAACCACGUUCAAUGGUAUUGAGCGUCCAAACAGGGUCUAUCGACAUAAUCGACUUAGAUUUCAUAAGAUGAUGUCCGAUCAAGCGGAGAGAAUUGGUAUCUUUGUCGAGUACGGAAAACGCGCAGUUGAAUAUCAUGAAGAUGCUGCAAGUCAAAAGGCCGGUGUGGUCCUCGAAAAUGAGGAAAUAAUUGAAGCCGAUUUAAUCAUCGCUGCCGAUGGAAUUGGAAGUAAGUCUUCAAUCAUUACAAUGGGCAAAGAGGUUCGAGCCAGGUCAUCCGGGACCUCGAUUUAUCGAGGAACUAUCCCUAUCGAGGUAGUUCAGGCCGACUCUCUCAUGUCUGAGAGAUUUUCUGGUGUGGAAAAUGGGAUAGCUCUUGUGGAGCUUUGGCAGGGGUAUGUGAUUCUUUUCUCGGGGGAGAAUUCAUCUAAUUACUAUAUAGACAUCCGGAAUAUCACUGCCUGUGGGAAAGAACAUCCGAUCAUCUGUCUUGGGCUUUUGUUCAUCCAGUAA
Penicillium waksmanii is the source of this 627-nucleotide messenger RNA. Its product is annotated as FAD-dependent oxidoreductase. Lineage: Eukaryota; Fungi; Ascomycota; Eurotiomycetes; Eurotiales; Aspergillaceae. The transcript has a single exon. Gene Ontology annotation, biological process: secondary metabolite biosynthetic process. The record is from RefSeq and is a predicted model, not a curated record. Bases 1 to 627 code for a protein of 208 amino acids. Gene Ontology annotation, molecular function: monooxygenase activity; FAD binding.